AUGGGCGGCAAGAACUUUGGCACCGAGGCGCGGCGCUUCACGACGGCCGAGCACGACGCAAUGUUCGCGCUGGCGCGCGAGCGCACCGGACACUUCUUCACCAGCAUGAAGACGUACCCGCCGCUCACGAGCAAGGCGACCCACGGCGACAUUGACAUCCUGGCCGGGUGGGCUGGGCUGGGGUGGGCGCCGCCCAAGGGCAGGGAGGGCGGUGUUGUCGAGGGCGCUGAUCCCUUCGACGCCACCUUGACGACUGUGACGCUCAGCAGCGACUCCGCCGACGUGCGCCGCUGGUGCAAUGCCAUCGCGGCCGCGGUCGGCGCGACCGAGUGGCAGCGCUCCGGCGGCUGCCUGUCGACACGCUUCCCCGCCUCGGCGCUGUACGCCGCCGUGCCCUCCCUCGCGAGCCCUCACGACGCCGCCGACUUCUUCCAGGUCGACUUUAUGCUCUUCCCGCCCGAGGGCGUCGAGUUCGCGUCCUUUGGAUACAGCUACGGCUCGGCGCUGAUGCUCCUUGCGCCGCUGCUCCGCCAGGGCACGGGCGUCCACGGCCUGGUGCUGCACGCGCACUGCCUCAUCUUCCGGCACUCGCCGUUCCCCGGCCUCCGUCCCGUCGACACACACCUCUCGCACGACGCCGCCGCGCUGUGCAAGUACAUCGGCCUCGACCACGCCACCUGGCUGCGGGGCGACUUUGACACCAUGGCCGACGUGUACGCCUGGCUCUCGACCGCCGAGGAAGGCUCCAUCACGGCCAAGGCGCUGCGGCGCAUCGCGCGCAAGGGCAUCGACCGCGACGGCAGGAAGACCAGCCACCACAAGGGCCGCUACGACCUGUACACCGACUUCAUCCAGUACCUCCAGGCGUCUGCAUGGGCACCGUCGGCGGAGGAACGCGCCGAGCUCGAGGCACGCGCUGCCGCCGCCGAGGCGGAGCGUGGCGAGCGCGAGCCGACGCCCGCACGAGAGCUCGACCCCGACAACCCGACGCCACUCACGCCCGCCGAGGUGGACGCGCUCGAGUACUGGGGCGCCAAGGGCGCGUACGCCGCCCUCGUGGCCGAGCUCGAGCCCGAGGCGCGUCUGCUCCACUCGCGGCAGAACAAGCCCAGGGGCACCGUCAAGUUCCCGCCCAAGCGUGGUCCGCGCGCCGUCGUGGCCGCCGUGGACGCUUCGGGCGCGGGCGUGAGCGCCGAGCGCGUCGCUGCCGACACUGCCACCGCACCCGCGGCCGUCGUGGCCGAGGUUGCCUAA
Molecule: messenger RNA, 1254 nt
Organism: Vanrija pseudolonga
Lineage: Eukaryota; Fungi; Basidiomycota; Tremellomycetes; Trichosporonales; Trichosporonaceae
Exons: 1
Coding region: 1-1254 (417 amino acids)
Source: RefSeq, a predicted model, not a curated record